GCAUGCGCUUUGAUCUGUGCCUUCUGUCCCAAGCCCUGUUCAUUGGACCUCUGCAGAUCCGCCAACCCUACAUUGAGCCCGAGAUCUGCACUCGCCGCAUCAUGGCAGAUGUUGACACGGCCGCCACUUCCCCAGCAUCUGAGAGCCAAGCAGAUGUGUUCAUCCAGCGCCGAGAUGGCCGCCUCUGGCUCGGCAAAGAUCCCUUCCGAUUCGCCGGUACGCAGAUCUUCACACGCACCAUGCUCUGCUGCAUGUGAAAUCGAUGUGCACGACCCAGGGUGCAACAUCUAUUGGCUGGGUCUUGACGAGAAUGUUGGAGGCGUGGAUUUUCCCUCUGAGUUCCGCGUACGCGACGCCCUCGAGACGGCCAAGGAGAUGCAGCUGCGGGUGGUGCGGGCGCAUACACUGGGGAUCUCUUACGGCACGGAGGACAAGUCGUUUUGCGAGGGGCCGGGCAAGUUUGUGCACGACAACCUCAGGAUGGCCGACUACGCCAUCACGGUGGCCAAAGAGGUGCGUGGUGUGGGCAAAACACGGUGGGUUCACUCGAGUGCAUUGCAAUUGCAUGAGAGUCUUGUUAUCUUACCUGGGUUGUGUCAGUUGGGUUUGCGUCUGAUAGUGCCUUUGAUGGACAAGUGGGACUACUACCACGGCGGCAUGAAGCACUUCACCAGGUGGCGGGGCAAGGAGAGGAGGGAAGACUUCUACACUGACCCGCAAGUCAUCGAGGUAGGCAACGCACAUACAGCAAAACAACAAACGCCUCUGCCUACCGUCCGUCUGCCAACCUGUGCGGGGCGGGGCGCCCACUCCCUCCCUCCCCCCGGUCAUGUUUAUGUCUGCAGGACUUCAAGACUUACAUCUCCGAGCUGGUGAGCCACGUCAACCCCCACACAGGCCUCGCGUGGAAGGACGAGCCGUGCAUCAUGUGUUGGGAGACGGGCAACGAGCUCGACUCGCCGCCCGAGUGGACGCGUCAGAUAGCCGACCACAUCAAGAAGGAGGCGCCGCGGCAGCUGGUCAUGGACGGACGAUGGGGGGUCGACCCCGCCUGCCUCGCCAUCGACAGUGUCGACAUCGUCUCCAACCACUAUUACUUUGUACCUGCUGUGGAGCUGGGUCGGGACGUCUACGGCGGGGCCUGGAGCGCUCAGCAACAGGGCAAGUGCUUCGUCGUCGGCGAAUACGGUACGGUCAGCUCAGCGGAGGGAGGGAGGGAAAAGAGAACAGAGGAAUGAUAUCCGCAGCUUUCAUCCCGUCUAUGGCUUGUCCAUUAUUGUGUUGUGCGUGUCAGAUUGGAAGGGCUACCCCUACGGCACAUUGGUACCCUUCCUGAACAUGGUGGAGAGCAGCCAGUGCGUCACAGGAGACCUCUUCUGGUAGGGUAACCAACACGCCACCGCCACCCACACCACACCACACCACACACGGGCAAUGAAUGUGUUCUGCCCUCUUCAGGUCGCUGUUCCCCCACCACGACGAUGGAGGUUUUGUGGCGCAUCACGACGGCUUCACUCUCCAUUACCCUGGCGACGACGCCCGAAUGCGCGACAGGGCGCGGCUCAUCAGGCAACACGCGUGCAGAAUGAGGUGCGUUUGAGGGACGACAAGGCGGCGGUUUAAAGCAAAGUACCAUUGGCAUGUUGUGUGGGCUCCUCAGGGGUGAUCCAGCUCCUGCUGCCCACCGCAUCCCUUCAGCGCCUCACAUCACGCAGAUCCAACACAGGUACGUAGACCUCAUAGUCACGUCUCCUCACCAAUGGAUUCACGCUUCUCUCUCUCUCUCUCUCUCUCUCCCUGUGCAGCCACAUCCGAUGGCGGGGCGCCACGGGUGCGGCGACGUAUUCGAUCGAAGUCAGCCUGUCGGACGAUACAUCCUCUGGCCACCACAAAUGGCACCCCCUCGUGCAGCAACACAUCACCGCAGACCCAAAGGAGUCCGAUGGCCAGUCAUCAGCCACGCUCGCAUCGCCCUUCUCGUCCCUCCCCCUCCUGGCCACCGACUUCUCCCCGCCAAAGUCGCGGUUUUCUCUGCCUCUCUACUUCGCCAGCCACGCAGCCCCGCUCCCGCCCGCCGCCCCGUCGGCGUGCGAGAGCCCCUUCCCGAUGUCAUGUGGCGACAACCUCUUUGUGCGGGCCAUGAAUAGGGCGAUCGAGGGCAGUGAGGCGCUCGUGUCCGAGUGGGUGGCGUGGAGGGCGGGCGAGGCAGAGGGUGGGUGGAAAACGCAUAGGGGCCUGUGGGGGGUCCUGCUGGACACUUUGUUGAAGGAGGGGCGGGUGGGUCAGAAGCAGACCCGGCUUUACUUCCGUGUGCGGGGCAUGAACCUCGAUGGUCUGCCGGGGCCGUACUCGGAUGUGGUGGCCUUUGAUGUGAGCAAGGCCAAUGGCGAGAGGGGGGCGUAGGCAGGUAGACAGACAGACCGACCGACGGGCAGAUUGACUGAUGGGGGUGUUUUGUGGCGCCUGCAUGGCUGGGAUGGCUGUGCUUGCAGUCAUCAGUUUUGUUGGGUGUGGCUAGUGCAGCAGUUCGCUUAUGAUUGUUCGGCGGUCGUCAGCGCGACAGCUCUCUGGGAGCUGCAUCCACGGGGAACUUAGCCUCCCGCUGUUCGUUGUCUCACUGCUUCAGCCUUGCUGAUCAUUCCCUCUGCAUGGCCGCUUGUGAAGAGUCCUUCUAACUAGUAAUAUGGUGACCGAAACCAAGCAGGCGUCUUUGUACAAUGGGAGACUUGUGUGACUUCUUUCAAACUGAAAAGGAUAUGGUCUGUGCGAUUUCGUUAAACUUUGCUGACAA
This is a messenger RNA of Vitrella brassicaformis, 2791 nucleotides long. NCBI's taxonomy places the organism in Eukaryota, Vitrellaceae. The record is from the annotation of a GenBank genome assembly.